CAUUUUUCAUAAUAAUGAACUGGCAGCAGCCAGCGUCAUCUCACAAGACCCUCGGGUGCCGUGAAUGUCAAUCAAGCAAGCUACGGAAUUUGCCGCCAAUGUUUUUCUUGUAAAGUGUAUGGAAGCUGGAUGAAUUAGAUGCCAAAAACCAACCACUUUCAUGUGGUAUUGUGCAAAAAGGACAACUUUUUUUCUCCUCCAUUUGAAAAUGUGGGCGUUAUCAUCAUUACUGUCUGAUUCCAAUCAAUGCAAGUCAUCAGAAUCAGGUAAUACACCAACUUAUAUUCUUGUCUUCGUGAAAGAAAGACAUCUAUAUGUGUUACACAUGCUUGUAUUAUCGUUAAACACAUUUAACUUGUUUACAAAAAUGUCUCUUUCAUAAAUAGAUAAAUAUAAAUGAUAUAUAUAAAUGAGGUAGAUCCCCUCGAGUUGGUCAAUUGAAAAGUAGCUCGCCUGCAGAAAAAGUGUGGGCACCCCUGCUGUAGAUGAUGCUACAUAUGUGGAAAAAAAACACAUGUUAGUGCACCAGUCGAGGAAAAUGAUCAAACUACAUAAAUAACAAACUUUAUGAUAUUAUUUUUUUAUCCUAAUAGAUUGAAAAUGAACAACAAUGAGUUGACUGAUGAACAUUAACGACAAAUAAAGAUAAAAUACUAUUAACCACAACAUGUAAGUGUAAAAAAAAAACUUUAUGAUUCCUACAAUUUCAGAAUGUGAAUUUUUUAUUUUCAAACAAAGAAAACAAUCUGAAGUUGUCUUUAUUUUUAAGUUAUCGUGCCGUGAUUUGACCAAUCCGGCCUUUUGGGAGUAGACUUUUCUAAGGGGAAAUCCACUAUAGAUGUUCCACUGCAAUAAAUACACAUUCAUGGAGCUGCGGACACAUAUCUGACUUAAAACCAUAAAGGGCACUUUAUUAUAUGUGUCGAGCAUGACUAAUUAUGAUAUGCACACUGUGAUUUUUUUCAAAUAUAUAUAUAAAUCAAAUGUCAUAUUUUUGAACACAUUUUUCAGUAUGAUUAAAUGUCCAAAUAUGAAUAAAUGCUUUUAAAAAAAAAAGAAAAAAGCUUUGUCUUGCCUGGCUGACCUCAGGACCGAGAGAGAGAGAGAUGGAGAGAGAGAGGGAAGGAAGGAGGGGGUCAACCAGCCGGCUCUUAUUGACAGAUGAGAACAUUUCUUGACAGCAGCCGAGUGAUUGCAGCGGGCGGAUUACCAAUUUGCUGACUUGUCGGGAGAAAAGCGUUGCCAUGGAAACUAUUUCUCUCUUCCUCUCCUCGCUGCUGGUGUGUGUGGCUGCUGUAGCAGACGUGGAUGUUGAGGAGGAAAAAGAAAAAGAGGAAAACCCCUUUGUCUACGACUAUGAGAGCCUGAGGAUUUGUGGACUGGCGCUCGCUGUGGUGCUCUUCGCCCUCGGGAUCCUGCUCAUCCUCAGUAGACGAUGCCGCUGCAGUAUCAAGCAGAAGCCCAGGGCCCCCGGAGAUGAGGAGACCCAGGAAGAAAACCUUAUCGUCUCAAAGGCUGCGGCAGCUGCCAAAGAGACUCCAGCGGAAAACUGAAGACAGCUCCUCCAUUAUCAGCUCCAACUGCCUUCUGAGAGGAUGACGUGCAUCACCUGCGUCGAUGAUAUUAUGUUCUAGGGUAACGAUACGGCGAGGUAUGACCACGUUAUGAUACAAAAAUGUACAUAAAUCACGCGCCUUUUAGCCCAGUCGUGCUUCGUUGUGACGUAGCGGUCCUCAGUGCUCUUGUCUCUACUCGUGCCUUCAUGUAGACGUCCUUCACUUUUACCGUACCGUACUGUACCGUGUCUCAGCUGUUAUGUAACGAUGACACCUUCCACGCCAUUUGAAGGUAAAACAGGUGUCCGUGUGGUGUGGUGCUGCUGUUUGUUUUGUACUGCUUCGACACUUUAGGAACGUCUCCACUUUUUAAUAAGGGUACCCUAUAUCCGGGAUGUCCAAAGUGCGGCCCGCGGGGAAUUUUUUAACGGCACAUUCUAAAAAUACGAUUAAAAAAAUACAAAACAUAAAGAAUGGUAUAAAAGAGCAAACAGGUGUAAUUUAAAGGCCUACUGAAAUGAGAUGUUCUUAUUUAAACGGGGAUAGCAGGUCCAUUCUAUGUGUCAUACUUGAUCAUAUUUUUGCUGAAAGGAUUUAGUAGAGAACAUCGACGAUAAAGAUCGCAACUUUUGGUCGCUAAUAAAAAAAAGCCUUGCCUGUACCGGAAGUAGCAGGCGAUCUGCGCGUGACGUCACCGGUUGUAGGGCUCCUCACAUCCUCACUUUGUUUACAAUCAUGGCCACCAGCAGCUAGAGCGAUUCGGACCGAGAAAGCGAGGAUUUCCCCAUUAAUUUGAGCGAGGUUGAAAGAUACGUGGAUGAGGAUAGUGAGAGUGAAGUACUAGAAAAGACAAAAAAAAAAAAAAAGGCGAAGGCAGUGAGAGCGAUUCAGAUGUUAUUAGACACAUUUACUAGGAUAAUUUUGGAAAAUCCCUUAUCUGCUUAUUGUGUUACUAGUAUUUUAGUGCAAUUAUAUGGUACCUGAAAGCGACAAUUUCCCCAUUAAUUUGAGCAAGGAUGAAAGAGUCGUGGAUAAGGAAAGUUAGAGUGAAGCACAAAAAAAAAGAAAAA
This is a messenger RNA of Nerophis ophidion (straightnose pipefish), 2626 nucleotides long. RefSeq names its product FXYD domain containing ion transport regulator 6 (gene fxyd6). Bases 1245 to 1553 code for a protein of 102 amino acids. The transcript is spliced from 9 exons. The record is from RefSeq and is a predicted model, not a curated record. NCBI's taxonomy places the organism in Eukaryota, Metazoa, Chordata, Actinopteri, Syngnathiformes, Syngnathidae. Gene Ontology annotation, molecular function: sodium channel regulator activity. Gene Ontology annotation, biological process: regulation of sodium ion transmembrane transporter activity. Gene Ontology annotation, cellular component: membrane.